This is a messenger RNA of Oncorhynchus kisutch (coho salmon), 1562 nucleotides long. RefSeq lists its product as uncharacterized. The coding region runs from base 1 to 1119 and encodes 372 amino acids. Lineage: Eukaryota; Metazoa; Chordata; Actinopteri; Salmoniformes; Salmonidae. The transcript has 3 exons. The record is from RefSeq and is a predicted model, not a curated record.
AUGUGGUCAUGUGGUCGUGUGGUCAUGUGGUCAUGUGGUCGUGUGGUCGUGUGGUCGUGUGGUCAUGUGGUCGUAUGGUCAUGUGGUCAUGUGGUCGUAUGGUCAUGUGGUCAUGUGGUCGUGUGGUCAUGUGGUCAUGUGGUCAUGUGGUCGUAUGGUCAUGUGGUCAUGUGGACGUAUGGUCAUGUGUUCAUGUGGUCAUGUGGUCAUGUGGUCGUGUGGUCGUGUGGUCAUGUGGUCAUGUGGUCGUGUGGUCAUGUGGUCAUGUGGUCGUGUGGUCAUGUGGUCAUGUGGUCGUGUGGUCAUGUGGUCAUGUGGUCGUGUGGUCAUGUGGUCAUGUGGUCGUAUGGUCAUGUGUUCAUGUGGUCAUGUGGUCGUAUGGUCGUGUGGUCAUGUGGUCAUGUGGUCGUGUGGUCGUAUGGUCGUAUGUUCAUGUGGUCAUGUGGUCAUGUGGUCGUGUGGUCGUGUGGUCAUGUGGUCGUAUGGUCAUGUGGUCGUGUGGUCAUGUGGUCGUAUGGUCAUGUGGUCAUGUGGUCAUGUGGUCGUGUGGUCUCGCAGCGCCGCGUCACCUUUCACCUACCAGACGGUUCUCAGGAGAGCUGCAGUGACAGUGGGCUGGGGGACCACGAGCCCACGCUCCUCUCAUGCCCUCUCCCUCUGGUGCAGGGCCAGGCGCAGGAAGACUUCUACCAACAGGCCUCCUCGGACAAGAGGACCGAAGCCGACGGAAACUCUGACCCCAACUCUGAUGGCCCCCUGGGACCCAGAGGCCUAGUGGAAGCUACAGAGAUGUGUACCCAGGAGUGUUUGGUGCUUGGCCACUCUGACAACUGCUGGAUGCCCCCUACCCUCGGCUCCUACAGCCAGCCCAAGUCUCCAGUGUCCAACUUCGCCACCCAGAAAGAGUGGGCCAAAGAGAAACUGCUCAACGGCCAUACUACGUUGACCCGGACCUGGAAGAACGAUAGUGGGCGGGACCAGUUUUGUGACAAGAAGCAAUUUGGCAGCGGGGAGGGACACUUCAGCAGCAGUGGCCACAUGCCUGACAUCCCAUUGGCUAGUUUGAAAUCCUACCAGCCUACCACUGGCCCAGACUCUUCGAAGGAACACCAGCUAUAAAAGGAGUUCUGAUUGGAGGCAGCCAAUCUAAACAGGGCUGCGAUUGGAUAAUCUGAACAGGACAGAUGACGCAAGUUUCAAUCGUUUUUUUCCAGUUUUUUCUUUCUUGUUCGUACUAUUUGAUUGAAGUCGAUGCUGUGUGAUAGUUACCUGUACUACGUAGGCCACUAGACUAGUACUGAUGCACUCUACAAUUCAACUUUUUGGCGUUGGAUGGAUAGAUGGAUAGAUGGCGCAACAGAACGUCUCUUGGGAUUCCCUUUUGAUGGACGAAGCCCCGCCCCCAUAAACAAAACAUUUCCUCAUCACUCUGAUGGCUGGAAAAAAGGGCGGUCGAAUCCACCUGGGAAACAGGAAGAACACGAUCCAGGCCACCUGGGAAACAGGAAGAACACGAUCCAGGCCACCUGGGAAACAGGAAGAACACGAUCCAGGCCACCUGG